Ogataea angusta is the source of this 1299-nucleotide messenger RNA. RefSeq lists its product as uncharacterized. The record is from RefSeq and is a predicted model, not a curated record. Gene Ontology annotation, biological process: fatty acid biosynthetic process. Gene Ontology annotation, molecular function: 3-oxoacyl-[acyl-carrier-protein] synthase activity. NCBI's taxonomy places the organism in Eukaryota, Fungi, Ascomycota, Pichiomycetes, Pichiales, Pichiaceae. The coding region runs from base 1 to 1299 and encodes 432 amino acids. The transcript has a single exon.
AUGGCUGGCCGCAGAGUUGUAAUCACGGGCCUGGGCAUGGUCACGCCGCUGGGUGUGGGCGCAAAGACGAACUGGACGAAACUCAUUGCAGGACAGUCUGGUCUCUCCUCAGUGGACCAGCUGGAAAACGCUUCUCAGUACAAAGACAUUCCUGCCAAAGUGGUCGGAGCCAUUCCUCGCGGACCGGCCGCAGAAAACAAGUACAACCCACUGGACCAUUUUGAAGCCCACGAGGUGCGCAAACUGUCUACAUUCAUCCAAUACGGCCUGGUGGCUGCCAAAGAGGCACUCGACGAUGCCGGCUGGCUGCCAGUUUCCGAGACCCAGAAAGAGCGCACCGGUGUGUGUGUCGGCUCCGGAAUCGGGUCCAUGGACGACCUAUACGAAAAUGCGGUCAGUUUCCACGAAAAAGGGUACCGCCGGGUGCAGCCGCUAUUUGUUCCCAAGCUGCUCACAAAUAUGGCAGCAGGCCAUAUUUCGAUCCGCCACCAGCUUCUUGGGCCGAACCACGCGGUGGCCACGGCGUGCGCGACCGGGCUGAACGCCAUUGGCGACGCGGCUCGGUUUAUCAAGGACAACUACGCAGACGUGAUGGUAGCAGGGGCAGCCGAGGCAGUGAUCCACCCCGUUGCGGUUGGCGGUUUUGCCAGAGCGCGGUCGCUGUCGACAAAGUUCAACGACGAGCCGGAGAAGGCGUCGCGGCCGUUCGACGUCGAUCGCGACGGGUUUGUGCUCAGCGAGGGUGCCGGGGUGCUCAUUUUGGAGGAGCUCGAGCAUGCGCGCGCCAGAGAUGCCACGAUCUACGCCGAGGUGGCCGGCUACGGUCUCAGCGGGGACGCCAACCAUAUAACGUCGCCGAACUUGCACGGAGACGGCGCGCGGCGAGCAAUGGCGCAGGCCAUCGAGUUUGCUGGGAUUGAGGCUGCGCAGGUCGGCUACGUCAACGCGCACGCGACCUCGACCGUCUUGGGCGACGACGCGGAGAACAAUGCUCUGGUGGCUCUUUUUGAGCACUCCAGGCCGGAUCUGAGCGUCUCGUCGACCAAGGGAGCCAUAGGGCAUCUUUUGGGAGCAGCCGGGUCGGUGGAGGCUAUCUACACGGUUCUUGCGGUGAAAAACGGCGUACUGCCGCCGACUUUGAAUUGCAACCGUCCUGGAAACGCAGACGGAUCUGGAAAAUACAUUUUCGACUACAUAAGCAACAAAGCCCAGCAAAAGACUGUGGACUACGCUCUUACCAACAGUUUCGGGUUUGGAGGCACCAACGCCAGCGUGUGUAUCAAAAGAUGGGAUGACUAA